CACAUCACUCGUCUCGAAGCCACUGAUCUCAAUAAUAAAAAGCCUUGGUUGCAUAUUCUGCAAGCAAGCUUAUAAUGCGUCUAUCCAGCGCUCUAUUCCUUCUGAUUACUCCAACGGUCGCUGCAUUUGCUCCCCGAGCGAGCCUUCUUGUCAGGAAAACCAACACCUUUGUGAAAGCAGAAGGUACCAAUGGGGGUGGUUCGGGACCUCCGUUUUCGGGUCCGGCUGUCAAGCCAAUUCUGGACUCGGUGAAGUAUCCGUCUGAUAUGAAAAAUCUUGACAUGAGGCAACUCAAGCAGCUAGCCAACGAACUCCGUUGGGAAGUCCUGGAAUCCGUGUCCAAAACAGGAGGUCACUUGAGCUCAAGUCUCGGAGUUAACGAACUCACUGUUGCCUUGCAUUAUGUUUUCGAUAUGCCGGAAGACGACAUUAUUUGGGAUGUUUCCCACCAAUGUUAUCCGCACAAAAUUCUCACUGGGCGCCGGGAUCGUAUGUCGACACUUCGUCAAUCGGGUGGUAUUUCCGGUUUCUGUAAGCGUAAAGAGUCCGAGUACGACUCAUUCGGCGCAGGACACUCGUCGACGUCUAUCUCAGUAGCCCAGGGAAUGAGUAUUGGAAAAUCCAUACUCAACAAACGACAAAACAACUGCAUUGCCGUUAUUGGAGACGGAGCAAUUACCGGCGGUAUGGCCUACGAAGCCAUGAACUCGGCAGGAUAUUUGAAAAAUCGCAUGAUUGUUAUUCUCAACGACAACGGCCAAGUCAGCUUGCCGACAGGUACACCGAGUGCUGGAGGUAUCGUCCCCGCAUCACAACUUUCUACCUACACAUCAAACCUGCUGGUUUCCAAGCCAUUCCAAGAUUUCCGUAUGUUUGCCAAGAAUUUUAACAAACUUUUACCUGAAGGUGUCCAAGACGUCAACAAGCGCAUUGAUGAGUACGCUCGCGGUAUUGUUGCUGGGGGGACCUUGUUUGAGGAACUUGGGUUCUUCUACGUUGGCCCUGUUGACGGUCAUGAUCUCGACAAUCUUAUUCCUAUUUUGGAAAAACUACGCGAUAGCCCCAGCACAAAACCCGUCUUGCUACAUGUCAAGACAACCAAGGGAUACGGCUACCCACCCGCCGAGCAAGCAAGCGAUCGUAUGCACGGUGUUGCCAAGUUUAAUCUCGGAACCGGAAAGCAAAUCAAAUCGAAAAAGCCUAUUGCUCCUAGUCUCACAUCCAUUUUCGCGAAUGCUUUGAUUGAUGCGGCCACUGAAGACCGAUCAAUUGUAGGAAUUACUGCUGCUAUGCCUGGUGGUACCGGCAUGGAUAUUUUUGGACGCAGGUUUCCCAAGCGUACGUUUGACGUUGGGAUUGCUGAACAACACGCUGUGACCAUGGGCGCCGGUAUGGCCUGCGAAGGUCUCAAGCCCUUUGUUUGUAUCUACUCGACCUUCAUGCAACGUGGGUACGACCAGGUUGUGCACGAUGUCGCAAUUCAAAACCUUCCUGUGCGGAUGGUCUUGGACCGUGCUGGCUUGGUUGGUAACGAUGGUCCCACUCACCAUGGUUGCUAUGAUCUCAGCUACAUGGGCUGUAUUCCAAACUUGAUUAUUAUGGCACCUAGUGACGAGGUUGAACUAAGAAAUAUGGUAGCGACGCAAGCCGCCUUUAAUGACGGUCCUACUGUCCUCCGAUACCCCCGCGGUACCGGAUACGGUCUGGAAACUCUCAAGAAUACCUUCGGCUAUACUUUCGAGGGUGACGAAAUUCCUACAAAAGGAGAAGUUUUGCCAAUCGGAAAAGGCCGCAUUGUUCGUCGUCCGGGUGGAUUUAAUCAGAAUCAAUCGUCCACGCGAGGAAAGUCUCGAAAGGAUCGCGUGGCAGUGUUGUCGCUGGGAACUCGCCUUCAUGAAGCAUUGGUUGCUGCAAAGGAAGUUGAAGAUAUUGAUCCGACAUUGGGGGUAACAGUCGCAGAUGGGCGUUUCAUGAAACCGUUGGAUGUCGACUUAGUCCGAGAAUUGGCUGACGAACAUUCAGUCUUGAUUACGAUCGAAGAAGGCAGUAUUGGUGGAUUCGGUGAUCACGUCCUGCAUUUCUUGUCUCUGGACGGUAUUCUGGACGACGGGGAGCUCAAAUUCCGACCCAUGGUUAUUCCCGACACCCUCUUUGAAGCCGGUACACAGUACGAGCAAUACGAACAAGCAGGGCUAAAUUCGGAGCACAUUCGUGGCACGAUUUUACGGCUCACCAAAAGACUUCAAGUUCCGCAAUUGCAGGACUAGAGAGGAAUGCUAACAAGCCUUUCAAGCAAGAAAAUGUGACAUUCACACAUUCAAGGUGAUUUCCCACGGAACAAAUUUAAUUUGACCAAAAUGGCAUCUUAUUGGAAAUCCUGCAGAAUCUUUCACAAGGAUGGAAAUCGUUUCGUAGUACUGUAACUAUGAUGAACCACAUGUAGAAUUUUUUUGCACAUUAGUUGCAUGUUUUCUUU
Messenger RNA from Phaeodactylum tricornutum CCAP 1055/1, 2476 nucleotides. RefSeq names its product precursor of synthase DXS 1-deoxy-d-xylulose-5-phosphate synthase (gene DXS). The transcript is spliced from 2 exons. Gene Ontology annotation, biological process: terpenoid biosynthetic process. The record is from RefSeq and is a predicted model, not a curated record. Bases 75 to 2267 code for a protein of 730 amino acids. Gene Ontology annotation, molecular function: 1-deoxy-D-xylulose-5-phosphate synthase activity. Lineage: Eukaryota; Bacillariophyta; Bacillariophyceae; Surirellales; Neidiaceae.